Oncorhynchus kisutch (coho salmon) is the source of this 1783-nucleotide messenger RNA. RefSeq names its product B-cell receptor CD22-like. NCBI's taxonomy places the organism in Eukaryota, Metazoa, Chordata, Actinopteri, Salmoniformes, Salmonidae. Bases 83 to 1693 code for a protein of 536 amino acids. The record is from RefSeq and is a predicted model, not a curated record. Gene Ontology annotation, cellular component: membrane. The transcript is spliced from 10 exons. Gene Ontology annotation, biological process: cell-cell adhesion.
CCCACGCAGUGACAGUACGUUGACUAACUGUUCAAGACCUCUCCCAUUCACUUCACUCUACUGCAGGGUGGGAGAUGCAACAAUGUCCUUGAGAACAGCAGGAAGUGUGUUGGUGGUAUUUCUCUGGUCUGUGACAGCGGUCCUGGGGCAGAAUGGCUGGAGUGUGACUUACACCACUCAGAGAAUCUGUGCCUUGAAGGGGUCAACAGUGAAGCUGACCUGCUCUUUCAGAUAUCCCAGAGGUCAUAAAGUCACAUCAACCUUCUGGUUCACUAAAAUGGAGGCUGGUAUAGAACCUGAAGAUAUAGGUCAGAACCCAGAGUAUGCAGGUCGUCUGGAGUAUCAUGGGGAUAAGAAGAAAGACUGUACCCUGAAAAUCACAGACCUGAGAGAGAGAGACUCAGCUACGUACAAGUUCAGAUUUAUAACAGAUCAGACAAGAGGGAGAUAUUAUGGCGAUCCUGGAGUCACUCUGUCUGUCACAGGUCUUCAGGUGAAGGUGACUGGUGGACAUCAGGAUAAGACACUGACCUGUAGCACCACCUGUACUCUGACUGACAACCCCACCUACAUCUGGUACAAGAACGGACACAAAGUAAAGGAGGACACCUCCAGCCUGGACUCAGACUCCUUUAGUGAUACAGACAGUUACUCCUGUGCUGUAAAAGGCCAUGAGGAUCUCCACUCUCCUGCAGUGUAUGGACCAAGGAACACCUCAGUGUCAGUCAGUCCCUCUGGUGAAAUAGUGGAGGGCAGUUCAGUGACUCUGACCUGCAGCAGUGAUGCCAACCCACCUGUGCAGAGUUACACCUGGUGGUACAAGAAGAAUGGAGGUGAACAUCAGAGUAUGACAGGACCACAGCAUGUCUUCAAUCAAAUCCAGUCAUCUGACACUGGAGAGUACUACUGUGUGUCCCAGAAUGAGAUGGGGACAGACAGGUCUAGGACCAUGAACAUGGAUGUGAAGUAUGGGCCAAAGAACACUUCAGUGUCAGUCAGUCCCUCUGGUGAAAUAGUGGAGGGCAGUUCAGUGACUCUGACCUGCAGCAGUGAUGCCAACCCACCUGUGGACAAAUACACCUGGUACUUUCAAAACGAGACUUUUCUAAAUGGAUGUGGACAGAUCUACAACAUAAGUAACUUCAAGUCUAAGGACAGUGGACAUUACCACUGUGAGGCCUGGAAUGGAAGGGGAUCUAGGAACUCUACAGCUCUGAUGAUCAUUAUACCAGGUAAACAAACAGUUCUGACUGCAGCUGUAGGAAUCAUAGUGGUUGUUCUGGUUCUCAUCCUCUGUCUCUCUGGCUUCAUGUGGUUCAGGAAGAAGGCCUCUAAUUCCCCCUCUGACACAAGAGACACAGCAGACGAUGGACAGGGAGACACUAGUCCAGUGUAUGACAACAUCUCAGGCAUGGCCUUCACCCCUACUGCAGCACAGACAGCUGACACAGACAACCAGGAUGAUGUUCACUACUCCAGCGUCCACUUCUCUCACUCCAAAAACCAGGAAGUGCCUCUGUACUCCACCGUCCAGCUGCCUCAACCACAGAUACAAGACGAAGAUGUCCAAUACGCUGCUGUGAAAUUCAACCUCCCCGGUGCUGCCACCCAACCCGUGGCGGCACAAACAGCUGAGAAGGACCCCUCUGAGAUCUACAGUAGAAUCAACAAACCCAGAACCAAGAAGUCCUGAACACAACAAACCCAGAUCCAAGAAGACCUGAACUCAACAAACCAAGAACCAAGAAGACCUGAACACAACAAACCCAGAACCAAGAAGACC